UUCCCCCACAUUUCGUCGAUCGGGCACAGUGCUGACAGCAACGGAUCUAUGGGUAUGUCAUUUUCUCCACAAGAGAUUAUUCGUGUUUGUCAGACGUUUGAAGAAACCGGAGAUAUUGAACAUUUGAGCCGUUUUCUCUGGUCCCUACCACUUCAUGCUGGUCUCUGGGAAGUGUUGAAUCGGAGUGAGGUAAUUCUGCGCGCACGUGCGUUGGUAGCCUUUCACACAGGCAAUUUCCGUGAAUUGUACGCCAUAUUGGAACGACACACAUUUCCCAAAUCUUCACAUGUCAAGUUACAAGCGCUGUGGUUAGAAGCACAUUAUCAGGAAGCGGAAAAGCUUAGAGGUCGGCCGUUGGGUCCAGUGGAUAAGUAUCGCGUACGCAAGAAGUUUCCCAUGCCACGAACAAUCUGGGAUGGAGAACAGAAAACGCACUGUUUCAAGGAACGUACACGUGGUCUGCUACGGGAAUGGUAUUUGCAAGACCCGUAUCCGAGCCCGGCUAAAAAGCGGGAACUGGCAAGUGCUACUGGACUUACACCAACGCAAGUUGGUAACUGGUUUAAAAAUCGAAGGCAACGAGACCGAGCAGCUGCAGAGUGGCUAACCUUACCCUUUUAUAACUUUUACCAGCAUUUACAAAUUAAAUUUUGUUAA
Messenger RNA from Echinostoma caproni, 657 nucleotides. The record is from the annotation of a GenBank genome assembly. Lineage: Eukaryota; Metazoa; Platyhelminthes; Trematoda; Plagiorchiida; Echinostomatidae.